This is a messenger RNA of Oreochromis aureus, 3052 nucleotides long. RefSeq names its product zinc finger protein 501-like. Gene Ontology annotation, molecular function: DNA-binding transcription factor activity; RNA polymerase II cis-regulatory region sequence-specific DNA binding. The transcript is spliced from 3 exons. Bases 368 to 1786 code for a protein of 472 amino acids. Lineage: Eukaryota; Metazoa; Chordata; Actinopteri; Cichliformes; Cichlidae. The record is from RefSeq and is a predicted model, not a curated record. Gene Ontology annotation, biological process: regulation of transcription by RNA polymerase II.
CAGGACCAGCGCGACGUAAGAGAGACAGUCGGAAAACGCUGAGUGCGGCCUUCGGGGCCUGGAAGGAUGCAGCUGCUGAGGUGGGACACAGCUUUGUGCUGUUCAAGGACUCUGAUGGCUGAUGUUUUAUGUGCGGUGGACGGUUAGCUUGAAGAGCCUGUUUUGGUGGUAUGAGAGAAAUAUUUCAGUUGUCCGAGCAGCACUGCCUUUAAUUCAAUCUCCGAGAGAUUAACUGCUGAAGAAAUCUGCUCAGAGGCUAAAAACUCGAUCGUACAGUAUGAAGAGGAGACCAGCCUUUAACGCAGACUGCUGGAUAUCAGCCGAAGACUCGGGAUAAAGUCACAGAUAACAGACCUCUAAUAACAGCAUGAAGUGUAAGGAGGAGGAAAGUCUGGAUGACCAGCAGGUCUGGAUCCAGCAGGAAAACUCCAGUCUGGACCAGGAGGACCCAGAUCCCCCACGGAUAAAAGAGGAACAGGAAGAAAUCUCCACCAAUCAGGGAGAGGGAGAGCAGCUUGAACUGAAGGAGGAGGCCGAAAGUGGGGAUGAACAACUCAAACUCGACGAUGAUAUGCGGAAACCUGAAAUAAACUUACACAGCACAGAUUUUCCAUAUCAACAUGUCUGUAAGGAGGAAGAGGAUUUCACAGACCAGCAGGUCGAUAACAAGGAGAAGAGCCACAUUAUGAACCAGGAGGAUCCAGGGACUCUGCAGAUUAAAGAAGAACAUGAGGAACUCUACACCAGCAAGGAGGGAGAGCAGCUCGUACUGAAGCAGGAGACUGAUACCUUUCUUGUAACUCUUGGUUAUGAUGAAGGUGACCACAGUGAUUCAGAGCAACACAGUGAUCAGCUCCUUUCUCACAGCUCUCCUGAACCAGAGAGUCAAGAUCAGGAAAAAAGUAAGCACAUCAACUCAGAAUCAACUCGAUAUACGGAGCUGAAUAAGAAGACAUAUGACACAAAUAACAGAAACAGAGUGGAAAAUUCUCCAUUGUCAGAGACUCAGUGUAAAUCUGAGAUAAGUAAAAAGUCUGCAAAAUGUGAGAUUUGUGGAAAAACCUUUCAUGAUAAAUCCAACCUAACGAGACAUCUGAGAUCACACACAGGUGAGAAACCUUAUUCUUGUACCACCUGCGGGAAAGGAUUCAGUAGGAAAUCAGGAUUGGAGACUCACAUAAGAAUCCACACAGAUGAGAAGCCGUAUUGUUGUAACACUUGUGGAAAAAGAUGUAGUCAGAUGAUACAUUUGAAAAAUCACAUUAGAAUCCACACAGGUGAGAAACCAUAUUCUUGUAGUACCUGUGGGAAAAGUUUCAGUCAGCUAAUUAACCUUAAAACUCACAUGAGAAUUCACACAGGCGAGAAGCCAUAUUCUUGUAGCAUCUGUGGAAAAGAGUUUUGUGCUUUGUCAGCAUUCAACAGACAUAUGCGAAUUCACACAGAUGAGAAGCCACAUUGUUGUAGCACCUGUGGGAAAAGAUUUAGAGACCAAUCGACAUUCAAAAAACACAUGACAAUUCAUACAGGUGAGAAGCCUUAUUCUUGCAUCACCUGUGGAAAAAGAUUUGGUCAUAAACCAACAAUGGAAAGACAUCAGAGAAGUCACACAGGUGAGAAACUACAUUCUUGUAGCACCUGUGGAAAAGGAUUCAGUCAGAUGAUAAACUUGAAAAUUCAUAUGAGAAUUCACACAGGGGAGAAGCCACAUUGUUGUAGCACCUGUGGGAAAAGAUUCAUUCAGAUGAUACAUUUGAAAAGACACAUGAGAUUUCACACAAGUUGAAAAUUUCACAUAAAAUGUGCAAUAGCUGUUAGUUGUAAAAGUGGGUUUAUGACAGGGCCAAUACAGGCGAGCAGGCAAAUUACUCAAAAGGUUGAUUCUGUUCAUCUGGACGUAGCGUUUUCAGUGGAAGAAACCAUCUGUCACUCAUCACUACUCAUCAGAGAGUAACAUGAGGAUUUUUAAAAAUGAGGAUGAGAGGAGAUAUUUAUCUCAUAUUUGGAAAGUUCUUCUGCAGUGGGAAUCAUUAUUAUUAUUAUUAUUAUUAAUAAUGAUAAUAAUAAUAAUAAUAAUGAGGUGUCUGAAUAGCAUAUAUGAUAUGAUAUAAAAUGAUAGGUGUAUUGUUUUAUGUUGUAGAGCUGAUUUAUUUUUUUUAUUUUUUACAAAAUAUCUGCAAGUGAUACAAGUGAAAAAGGAGGACAUGAAAAAAAUUGUUGUUUUUUUUGUUCUUUUUGUAGCCAGGAUUUGGUACCUUGGUCAUUCAAUAGGGAGAUUAAACUUUUGCCUCAACCUGUCUUCUUGAUUAAUCGUUUAGUUAUAUUGCUUCUUAGUGUGAGUCACAUAUUUAAAAAGUUUCAGAAAAAUUUUAUGUGAUGUGUAAUCUUUAAAACAUGAAGCAAAAACAAAGAUAAUUUUUUUUCUAAGUGUUGUCAUUGUUUUGGAUAUUCAGUCAGCUUUUUAAAUUUAAUGUAGAUUUUCUACAUUAGCACACAGUCUAAUCUGCUGCCUUGUAUUUAAAUAAUUGGGUGUAAUCCUUUACAGAGUUACUGUAAUUGCAUUACAGUUUCCCUAUAAACAGUGUUAUGACAUAGCAUGGAUGCUGGAGGUGGUAGUCCACCCUUUUAAAAAGAGGGACCAGAGGUUGUGUUCAGGGUGAUCACACUUAGCCUCCCUGUAAAGGUAUAUGCCUGGAUACUGGAGAGGAGAGUCUGCCUGUUAGUUGAAACCAGGAUUCUGAAGGAACAAUGCAGAUUUCUUCCUGAUCGUGGAAAAGUGGAUUUGCUCUUGAUUUUCUUGAGGAUAUUUAAAGAUGUGUAGAAGUUUACCAGCCAGUCUUGAUGUGAUUUGUGGAGUUGAAGGAGGCAUUUUCACAUUUUCCCUUGGAACCCUGUUUUGGAUGGAAAAGACUGAGAAUAUAUUUAAAAAAAUAUCACCAUGCUGUCCACUACCCCACAAUUUUCCCAACUAUUGUUAGAACAUCCCUUGAAAAAGUUAUAGUGUGUUAGUGCUUAAGUCUGUGAAUCUCUUGUGUGAAAUAAAUAUCCUUAU